AACUCACCCUGGGGAGAAAUCGUACAAAAACACUGAAUGUGAAAAGAGUUUCAGUGGGAGAAGAAAUCUGCGUUCACAUCAAAGAACUCACACAGGGAAGAAACCGUAUGAAUGCAUGGAAUAUGGAAAGAGUUUUAGUCAGAGUAGUGCCCUUAGGGUACAUCAAAGGACCCACACUGGGGAGAUACCACAUAAAUGCAUGGAAUGUGGAACGAGCUUUAGUUGCAGUGGUAAUCUUAGGUUACAUCAAAGGACACACACUGGGGAGAAACGACAUAAAUGCAUGGAAUGUGGAACGAGCUUUAGUUGCAGUGGUAAUCUUAGGUUACAUCAAAGGACACACACUGGGGAGAAACGACAUAAAUGCAUGGAAUGUGGAACGAGCUUUAGUUGCAGUGGUAAUCUUAGGUUACAUCAAAGGACACACACUGGGGAGAAACGACAUAAAUGCAUGGAAUGUGGAACGAGCUUUAGUUGCAGUGGUAAUCUUAGGUUACAUCAAAGGACACACACUGGGGAGAAACGACAUAAAUGCAUGGAAUGUGGAACGAGCUUUAGUUGCAGUGGUAAUCUUAGGUUACAUCAAAGGACACACACUGGGGAGAAACGACAUAAAUGCAUGGAAUGUGGAACGAGCUUUAGUUGCAGUGGUAAUCUUAGGUUACAUCAAAGGACACACACUGGGGAGAAACGACAUAAAUGCAUGGAAUGUGGAACGAGCUUUAGUUGCAGUGGUAAUCUUAGGUUACAUCAAAGGACACACACUGGGGAGAAACGACAUAAAUGCAUGGAAUGUGGAACGAGCUUUAGUUGCAGUGGUAAUCUUAGGUUACAUCAAAGGACACACACUGGGGAGAAACGACAUAAAUGCAUGGAAUGUGGAACGAGCUUUAGUUGCAGUGGUAAUCUUAGGUUACAUCAAAGGACACACACUGGGGAGAAACGACAUAAAUGCAUGGAAUGUGGAACGAGCUUUAGUUGCAGUGGUAAUCUUAGGUUACAUCAAAGGACACACACUGGGGAGAAACGACAUAAAUGCAUGGAAUGUGGAACGAGCUUUAGUUGCAGUGGUAAUCUUAGGUUACAUCAAAGGACACACACUGGGGAGAAACGACAUAAAUGCAUGGAAUGUGGAACGAGCUUUAGUUGCAGUGGUAAUCUUAGGUUACAUCAAAGGACACACACUGGGGAGAAACGACAUAAAUGCAUGGAAUGUGGAACGAGCUUUAGUUGCAGUGGUAAUCUUAGGUUACAUCAAAGGACACACACUGGGGAGAAACGACAUAAAUGCAUGGAAUGUGGAACGAGCUUUAGUUGCAGUGGUAAUCUUAGGUUACAUCAAAGGACACACACUGGGGAGAAACCACAUAAAUGCAUGGAAUGUGGAGAGAGUUUUAGUCAGAGUGGUCAGCUUAGAGUACAUCAAAUGACCCACACUGGGGAGAAACCACAUAAAUGCAUGGAAUGUGGAAAGACUUUUAGUCGCUGUGAUGCCCUUAGAUUACAGUGGUGCCCCGAUAGACGACAGCCUCGCUGA
Molecule: messenger RNA, 1537 nt
Organism: Pogona vitticeps (central bearded dragon)
Lineage: Eukaryota; Metazoa; Chordata; Lepidosauria; Squamata; Agamidae
Source: RefSeq, a predicted model, not a curated record